AUGCCUCCAUGUUUUUCUGAUCAGAGCUACUUGUUUAUCAGAAGGGAAUUCAGCCUCUAUUGGAGCAGAAGUUUCUCAAGGAUAUCUUUACCGCGACUCCAACAAUCUCGAUGGGUUGAAAGUCUCAUCCAUCGUCUUGUCAUCGUGUGCCAUGAAAGCACCUGUCAGCUUGAUGUUUUAUCUCAGCCAUUUGCAAUUAGUGAAAAAACCCAGGAAAAAAGGAGCAUUGCCACAAGAAAUGAGGUAAAGUAUCAUGACCUAAAAAAGCCGGAUCAAUAA
Messenger RNA from Blepharisma stoltei, 279 nucleotides. Lineage: Eukaryota; Ciliophora; Heterotrichea; Heterotrichida; Blepharismidae. The record is from the annotation of a GenBank genome assembly.